Aureobasidium musti is the source of this 747-nucleotide messenger RNA. NCBI's taxonomy places the organism in Eukaryota, Fungi, Ascomycota, Dothideomycetes, Dothideales, Saccotheciaceae. The record is from the annotation of a GenBank genome assembly.
AUGAGUCUCUCGCACUGGUCCCCUCUAUUCAUAACCGCAAAUGUCUCAAUCGAGGUCAUCAACAAAGUCCUAUACAGCGCCCACUUCGAAGUCCAAACCCUAAACCUAGGAGACGACUUCUACAACCACUGGGUUCUCAUCCAAAACCCCCUCCAAACCACGUUUUCCAAACCCACAAACGCCGUAUCCCUAGACUUUGACUCUGGCUUUUCGAACCACACCCUAAACCAAAUCAAACACUUUGUGGAUACCAGACUUGGCGAAAAUGGGUUGGGACAAGGCGAAACCCCAUACGACAAUCUCUCAGACGAUAGAUUUGGAAUCAUUGAUGAAAGAACGGCAGAAGAUGAGACCAUUUUGUUUGUGGUUUAUGAUAUGGUUGAUUCGUUGCAAGAAGCAGAAAUCAGAGUUGCUUGGAAUGAUGCUAGCGAGCACGAUAGAGCUCUAGUGCGAUGCUCUUGGUCCGAGGAUACUGAGUCCGAUAUCGAGUUUCUUGCGAGUACGAUUGGAGGUAUAGACGACACGAUGGGGAUUGGAGAGAUGAGUGAUAAAGUCUACAAUUACAUGGAUGAUUUGAGAAAUGGAGAAGCCGUGAUGAGGUGGUUUGAGAUCAGGUUGGAUGUUGGAUAUAGUGUUUUGGCUCAUGGUGGCAUUUGGCUGAUAGGGGCAGCGGACACUCUCAUAGAUCGUACAGAGUUCGACGAGGAUGGUGUGAUGAGGGGUCGUGACAGGAUUGAUCAGUCUUGA